This is a messenger RNA of Triticum dicoccoides, 4262 nucleotides long. RefSeq lists its product as uncharacterized. NCBI's taxonomy places the organism in Eukaryota, Viridiplantae, Streptophyta, Magnoliopsida, Poales, Poaceae. The coding region runs from base 1369 to 3903 and encodes 844 amino acids. The record is from RefSeq and is a predicted model, not a curated record. The transcript is spliced from 4 exons.
GCAGCGGUCGGCCGCCUCGCCUCGCGCCUCGCUGGUACGGGCCAAGGAGCACGGGCCUCCACCAGCCGCGCCAUGGCCAAGGGCUCCGACCGCGCGCCAUGGCCACGAGCAGCUGCAGCAGUCGGCCGCCUCCUUUCGCCUGCCAGCGACCUGGCGGCCGGCGAGCCGCCGGCGUCGUUUCCUCCGGGCGCACAAGUUGCCAGGGGCCCGAUUGCUUUUUCGAAAAACAUUUAGGGACCCGAUUGCUUUUUUUAGAGAACUUACAGGGGUUUUCUCUAAAUGCGUAAAGGAACAGAUUUUUUUUAAUUUAGAAUAACAAAGGGACACUGACAUGUGGGCUCCACAUGUAAGGUAACGGUCAAACUGACGGUCACACAAACGGUUUUCUUACAUGCGGGUCCUAACUGUCAUAAUCACGAUCAAUAGUAAAGCACUGGACGAUUAGAGUUUUUUGAAACAGCCGACCUCUGAUUUGGUAGUUAUCAGAGAAAAAAAAUAUUCGGUAGUUUUUUAAAACCCUAACCUGUAAAGUAGUAGUUUUAUCUUAUUUACUCGUCGACAGGGAGAAGCUACUCCUGGCAACUCCGGAGGACAUCAUGUCCCUGAAGACGUAGAUGGCCUCGUCCAGUCGGUUGUCUUGGUGGCACGCUGUCGAUGAAACUAGUCCAUGCUGCUUCGGGCACUGGCUCCUGCGAAGAACACCUCAUCGUGUGAAGCACUUGCCGCGCACUGUCCUGCCGGGCGGAGAGAACAGCGCUCCGCGCGCCUCUAUCGCUGGGCUGCAGACCUCGCCGGGCGUAAGCUGCCUCCGUUGCCGGAGCAACUGGAUGCAGUGAUCCGUCGUUGUAGAGUACAUUUCUUUUCACCAAUUAGCACAUACUCCCUCCAUAAAGAAAUAUAAGAGCGUUUAGACCAUUACUUUAAUGAUCUAAAUACUCUUAUAUUUUUUUACAGGAGUAACAAUUAAUGACUUUACCCAAAACUCAUUUGCUAAUUUAUUCAUAGCAAAGCUGGACCGGCCAGCCAUUGGAAUUAAUUAUUAACGUCGAAAACUUUGCUUUACUGUCAGGUGUCAAAAAAAAAAAAACUUUGCUUUACUGUUGGUCCAGAUCUAAUCUCGUUCUUUGCACGAAUAUAAGCAUAUAAUUUACUGCCAAGAGGGGACCAGGCUUUGUUAGUUGAAAUCAAAGGAGCUAUUUAGCCUGCUUUUCUUUUCCUUUUGAACACGACCUCUUCAGCUUGCUGAUACACAUACUCCCAAGUUAAGUAGUAUUGGAUUGCAGCUGCUCUUUAGUUCUUCCUGCGCUAUUCCUCUCCUUGCAGAAGUCUAAGAGGAACAUCUACUUCAGGGUAAGAUCGGCGCCAGCCAUGUCAUGUUGGGAUAAGUUCGGUGGAGGGUCACGUAAGAAGCUUGUUGAGGACAGUCGUUGGACAGAAGUAGACAUAGCCAACAGUUACGCCCUGUUCAUGGGCUACCUGUCCAUGGCCGUCAAAGGUCUUGGUUUCCUGGUGCUUACUUGGACCACCGUCGUUCUUCUUGGCGGUUUCAUUGGCGACCUGCACAACAAUGAUUUUUGGUGUCUUGCAUUCAUUACCCUUGCGCAGACGGCUGGGAUCUUCGAUGUGUUUCUGACUGAAAAGGUGAGCUAUAUUGGAGAUGCAUUUUCUGGCAUCGCAUAUGUUGCAUACGCCGGAAUGUCGUACAACAUAUGGCGAACUGUUCAUGCUCUGGUCUUUGUCAUUUUGUUGUGCCCUCUGGUGGCUGUCUACAUGGGUGGGUUGGUAGUUUCGGCCGUGCUUUCGGUGUGGCGUCUUAUACAACAAGAUUACCAUGCUGACGGAGUCAGAAACCUGAAGAAGGCGCUGGUCGUCUUGUAUUCCCUUGUCCUGCUCCAGGGUGUGAUUUUCUGCUACAAGAUCAUCAAUGGUUGGGCAAAGGGGUCUAUAGUGAAUGCAGUAGUUGACCAAAGAGGCUUUGAUAAGGAUUUUCGUGAUGGGAUAUCGGAUUACAUACGUGAAACAAUGAUCGGAUGUGAAAAGGACCCAUCUUCCGUUAAAGGAAGGAACCUCAUCACAUAUGCUGUGGGCCUGAUGGAGUCUAAGUUGCCUGACGACUACAUUUCCGGGGUAAGGAUCCUGGACGCUUUCGCCAAAAAACUGGAGGAAGCAGUGAAAGAGGUCAAUGGGGUAGACGACCCACACCAAUACACAGGGGAGAAUAUACUCAAGAAACAUCUGAUAAUGUCUGCACCCUCUCCUGAUAUAGUCCAGAAGCUACUGCAGACGUUGGGCCACAUAAGCAUAUAUGACAGAGAGACGAGGGGGCAUGCCGCAAGGGUAGUGGCGAGCAUUGCUCGCGACAUCCAUUUGGAGAAAUAUCCAAAGGCAAUUGGCUACAUAUCUUCCCUCCUUGACACAUACGAAGAAUACAGUACUCUCCAGCCAUAUAGGGGAGACUGGCUAUACGAGACAUAUGAACAAGAUUUCAAGCAAAUAUCCUUGCCGGUGAACCAAGAUGACAUCGUUGAGCAAGGGGACUAUGAUGUUGGCCUUGCGAAAACCUGCAAGAAGCUGCUGGAGGUUGAGAGAAGUGACCAUGACCUUGUGCAGGCGUACAAAAGGCUGGUGGAGCAAGGCUUUCGCAUCCUUCGGAAGCUCGCAGCCAACAAUGACAACUGCAGAGUCAUUUUCAGCACCCCAUUUCUGCUGCCAAAGAUUAUGGCGCCUGUGACCUCCGACCUACUCCACCACCGCAAUGAGGAUGGCCGCAUGAAGCACAUUGACAAUGCUGCAUGUUACAGCAUAGUAGAAGGUUCAAUGAAGGUGAUUGCCCAGCUCACGGCUGCUACAGGGCAGAUAGGCACCAAGCUGCGUGAUGAAAUCUCAUGCAGUAUGGGAUUGAUCACAGCCAUGAGGAUGAUUCUCGAGUGUAAAGAAUGCAAUGAAAUGCUGCAGAAAAUAGCUAUUUGGAUUCUCACACACGUACACCAGGAUGAAAAUUCCAGUCCAGAGCAUGAAGGGACACAAGAAUUCAUUACGAUGUUGGUUGACAUCAUGACCCAUGAUAAAAAGUACAAGGAGGCUAGAAGGGUGGUAGCAGCUAAAGCGCUGGUGGCUCUAUCAUCCGAAACCAGUAGUGCCAGGAUUAUCAUUAAGUCAAAUAACAAUGUUAUUCACAGUCUGACUAGACUGAUUGUUGAAAAACAAAGAUGCUCACAAAUGGCAGCUGAAAUCCUGGAAAAUGUAUGCAUUCAUUGCAACGGUGAUGUUCAAAGCCUCAAAACGCUGAAGGAAGCUAUGCCCAUUGCGGUUCCAAAGCUGCUUGAAGAAAUACUUUUCUGGCCAACAGAAGAAAGACAUAUAGAAGGAACAGAAGUUAAUCGGCUGAUACCAGAACCCGAAGUAGAAAACCAAUGUGAUGAUUCCCCAGAUAAUGGCCAGGCAAACAACAACUCGUUGUCCGCUCAGCAGCAAGGGUACAGCUCGUUUCGCAUGUUAUCUCGUUGCAUCACAAUAUGGGGUGCGUUGAUAAGUGCAGAUCAGGACUUGACAGAUCUAUUUACGGAAAUCCCCCCUGGAGGCGGUGGAAUUAGCUUCGUGAUGAAGCUCAAAGAGAUCGUUGAAAAACAUGAGCUCCCCAGACCCGUCUGCCUGAGAAUAAGGAAGCUUGUCUGUAAGAUGGUCAUAUCUAUGAUGAAUCCCAAAGGCAGUUAUGUCAAUGAUGGGCUGACGAGCUUGAUGGCUGCACUGUCCAGUGCUUCAGAUGACAUGUCUAUUCUUGAUGGCUACAUGGUUUUUGGACCAAGGCCUUUUAGAAGUCUUGCUUCCCUCGUGGAAGAAGCGCAGGUGCUUGUGGACAGAAACAAAGAGCUUUUCCAGAGCCAAACCCAUGCUUCAAGCUAGUGGUAGUGGAAAGGGUGGUGGCAAAAGCGCAGGUACAUGUGAACAAAGAGCUUUUCCAGGGCCAAGCCCAUGCUUGUACUAGUGGAGAGGGUGGUGGUGCGAAGGUUGCCAGCGAUCUUUUGUUCAGUUGCUCUGUUUAAUUAGCAGGCGGCUAGGGAUGGCCUGGCUCUUUACUUAUGCUUCCCUUUCUGUCAUACUAAAGGAGUGCUCUUUUCUUCUUUUCUUUUGAUGGAUAAAAAGUGUUUCUUUUGGUUGUAAACAUUUUUCUGGGUUGUGUAAAAGAGCGAAGCUUUAUAAAGCUGAGCUGUAUGCCUUAUGGGCUUUUAAAUUGAGACUUAUCAUUGUGGGAACCGUGCUUG